CCCAGCCGCCUCGCGCUAGUGAAACGCUUUCUCACCGCUGUGCGCGGCCUGCGGGCUCUCCCCGCCCUCUGCUGCCAGAACCUUGGGGAUGUGCCUAGACCCGGCGCCGCGCACGUCCCGGCCAACAGCGAGCAGCAGAACAAACCUUUGGCAGGCGGCCAGGAAGCUCCCUCGCAGCCACCGCCCCCCGCCAGCGCCUCCCCCCCCCCCCCCCAUACAAUACAAGAUCUUCCUUCCUCGGUUCCCUUAAAUCACAGCCCAGGGAAAUCUCCUCGGAGCCCUCCUCCAGCCACUGGCCAGCAUGUCUGGGGGCAAAUACGUAGACUCGGAGGGACAUCUCUACACGGUUCCCGUCCGGGAACAGGGCAACAUCUACAAGCCCAACAACAAGGCCAUGGCAGACGAGAUGAACGAGAAGCAAGUGUACGACGCGCACACCAAGGAAAUCGACCUGGUCAACCGCGACCCCAAGCAUCUCAACGACGACGUGGUCAAGAUUGAUUUUGAAGAUGUGAUCGCUGAACCAGAAGGAACACACAGUUUUGAUGGCAUCUGGAAGGCCAGCUUCACCACCUUCACUGUGACGAAAUAUUGGUUUUACCGCUUGCUGUCUACCCUCUUUGGCAUCCCAAUGGCACUCAUCUGGGGCCUUUACUUUGCCGUUCUCUCUUUCCUGCACAUCUGGGCAGUCGUACCAUGUAUUAAGAGUUUCCUGAUUGAGAUUCAGUGCAUCAGCCGUGUCUAUUCCAUCUACAUCCACACCUUCUGUGACCCACUCUUUGAGGCUAUUGGCAAAAUAUUCAGCAAUAUCCACAUCAACAUGCAGAAAGAAAUAUAAAGGACAUUUCAAGCAUAGAAGCAUACCUGAUUCUUUUGUUUUUUUCCUUUUAAUUCUCUUGGUGCCAAUUUCAAGUUUCAGUUGCUAGGAUAGCAACGGUAUAAGAAUGAAUUUUGUUUAGUUGAGAACAAAGAAAUCGCUUCGUUUCCAUAAAUAUUGUCUUUUCUGAGCUAGUUCAUCUGGGGUGGGGGGGGGGCGGGUGUUUUGAUUUUUUUAAUUCAUUAAAAAUGUUUUCCUUAUAUUUUUAUUUGCAUGUGGAUACUUUGGGGUUUUUUUGCUGAGAUGUGAAAAUAUUAUUAAAAGAUAAUUGAGAGAAAUAUUAAGAACUGAGGAGGGGGAUAGAAAGAGCCAACAACUUCAACUACCUACUUUAAAAUGUUGAUCAUUUUAUAGUAAGGGAAGAAUCCUAGGCUGUAGCCAUUGAGUGUACAGGCAUAUAGGCUGAUUUUAAGCAAGUUCCCUCCCCAUUAUCUGAAGAUUUAUAUAAAAUCACUGCCAUUUACUUUAAUGAUCUAACAGAUCUAGUAUUUCUGAUCAAAUUAGAAAGCUAUUGUCUGCAUUCACGUGAUCUGACUAAUGCCUUACCCUUCCUGAAAUUUUUAACUUGUGAUACUUUCUGUGCCUGAAUAUUUGUUAUAUAGAUCAUGAGACCUAAGUGCCUUCCUGUGGCUUAUGUUUUCUUUUCAAAGAGGGUCCAAUUCAUGAUGUCAGCUUCCUCCUCUGCUAAGUCCAGACGUGGAGAUCUAUUCAUGAGCUAGUUGUCCAUGCUGAUAUCUGACUCUGAGACCCAGAGUCAAAUGACGUUUAUGUACGCACUGGACCACGCAGCGUUUUCAUUUAUAUUGAGAAUGGUCACCAUCAGCUCCAUGAAACAAAUUAAGGUGACCGGGCUAGCAGGAGUGCCAGUCAGCGGAACUGCCUCUCAUCAGCUGGAUGACGUCAGCAUGUCUAUUCAGCUUCGUUUGUUUUCAAGAGUGAUCACGCUUUCCUGAUUCCAAGCUAAUCCAUCACUGGGGUGGUUUAGAGGCUGAACAUUGUGUCCCCUUUUCAGCUAGCCAGUAGGCCUCCAGGAAAGGGCUGAUGAAAUGGAGGCCAUUGUGUGAGUCUGUCAGAAUUGUGGCAAAUGUGACCCCUUCAAAAGGAGAGCACUUGCAACCCUCUGUUCCGCUGUGACACCUCGCCCCCUCCCCUCGCCAGGAGCUUUGGACCUAAGGCAAGCAUCAUUUUGCUAGAAAGAAGGUGGGGGAAGAGGCAAUAAUAAAAGAUUGAGGUAAUUUUGCUGGAACCAGUUCAAAUUGAACACAAACUGAGGAAUUUUAACUGUAAACCUGAGUCAUAGAGAAAGCUGCCUGGUACAUACAAAAGCUUUUUAUUCCUCCUGCUCAUAUAAAGAUUCUGCCAUUAAGGAUUUCUUUUUUUUUUUUACCUUUGUUAUGCUAAUCUAUUUUCAUAUGCUUAUUGGAACGCCUUUUGUUUUAUAGCCUCUCUUCCACUUUUCCUGAAGCUUUGAUUAUCAACUUGUUUUUACUUAAAACAGACACUGGCAUGGACAUAGUUUGACUCUUAAACUGUGUGCAUAACUGAACAUGUACUAUACUACAUAUUUUUAAGUGUAAAGAUAUUUUUAUCUUUAUCGGAAGAAAAUCACUUGGGAAAUUGCUUAGAGAAUCAGUCUGUAAACUGUGUAUCUCAAGACAUGUCUGUUCUUCGUAGAUGCUUAGUCCCUCCCCUUGUGCAAAUAAACUGUCCAAAAGAUUGCUGAAAUUUUAUAUGCUUACUGAUAUAUUUUACACCUUUUUUUAUCCUGCAUGUCCUAUAACCGUUACAAGUCUACACAAUAAAAAUGUUUAACAGUC
Molecule: messenger RNA, 2694 nt
Organism: Sorex araneus (European shrew)
Lineage: Eukaryota; Metazoa; Chordata; Mammalia; Eulipotyphla; Soricidae
Gene: CAV1
Product: caveolin 1
Exons: 3
Coding region: 302-838 (178 amino acids)
Biological process (GO): negative regulation of protein tyrosine kinase activity; caveola assembly; negative regulation of endothelial cell proliferation
Cellular component (GO): Golgi apparatus; caveola; perinuclear region of cytoplasm
Molecular function (GO): transmembrane transporter binding; molecular adaptor activity; protein kinase binding
Source: RefSeq, a predicted model, not a curated record